Molecule: messenger RNA, 1402 nt
Organism: Oryza sativa Japonica Group (Japanese rice)
Lineage: Eukaryota; Viridiplantae; Streptophyta; Magnoliopsida; Poales; Poaceae
Product: vacuolar protein sorting-associated protein 26A
Biological process (GO): retrograde transport, endosome to Golgi; intracellular protein transport
Cellular component (GO): endosome; retromer complex
Source: RefSeq, a predicted model, not a curated record
CACCUGGCAAUCCCGACCCGAAUUUCUACUAGCGGAAGAAGAAAAAAAGAAAAACAAUUUCCAUCCGCCGAUCCCCUCCGAUCUCGAAUUCUCGACCUCCCUUCCUCCUUCGCCGCCGCCGCCGCCGCUCGUCGCCGGCCACCUCCACCGCCGCCAUGAACUACAUCGUCGGAGCGUUCAAGCCGCCCUGCGACAUCUCCAUCGCCUUCUCCGACGCCAGGUCGCGGAAGCAGAUCGCGGUCAAGAAUGACAAUGGGAGGACGGUGAUGGUGCCGGUCUUCCAGAGCCUGGAGACCAUAUCCGGGGAGGUGUCGGUAGUGCCGGUUCCGGGCAAGAGGAUCGAGCACUUGGGUGUCAAGAUUGAGUUACUGGGUCAGAUAGAGCUUUAUUUGGAGCGAGGCAAAUUCUAUGACUUCACUUCAUUGGUGCGUGAGCUAGAUAUUCCUGGUGAAAUUUACGAGAAGAAAACAUAUCCAUUCGAGUUUUCCACUGUUGAAAUGCCUUAUGAAUCUUACAAUGGAACAAAUGUCAGAUUAAGAUAUAUUUUGAAGGUUACGAUCAGCCGAAACAUUAUGGGCAUGGGCAGCAUUGUGGAGUUCCGUGAGUUCUGUGUAAGAAAUUACUCUCCUGCCCCCACAAUCAACAACAGUAUCAAGAUGGAAGUUGGAAUUGAGGAUUGCUUACAUAUUGAGUUCGAAUACAGCAAAAGCAAGUACCAUCUCAAGGAUGUGAUUAUUGGGAAGAUCUACUUUCUUCUUGUCAGAAUAAAGAUAAAAAACAUGGAACUAGAAGUACGUCGUAGGGAAUCAACAGGAGCAGGCUCUAGUGCAUAUGUUGAGACUGAAACUCUUGCAAAGUUUGAGUUGAUGGAUGGUGCUCCUGUCAGAGGAGAAUCCAUCCCGGUGAGGCUAUUCUUGACGCCUUACGAGCUGACCCCUUCGUAUCGGAACAUAAACAACAAGUUCAGCGUCAAGUACUACCUGAAUCUGGUCCUUGUUGAUGAGGAAGAUAGGAGGUACUUCAAGCAGCAAGAGAUCACCAUGUAUCGCCUUCUAGAAACCCCCCAGGCUUCCUAGAUUCCAAACUGGAGCAGCAAGAUGUUUUUCGAUUCUCAGGUUUUGUACAAGCUAGCAUCGAGGUUAGGGCAAUGGCGUACUUACAUGUAUAUAAACUCCAGAAGAGCUCGGCAGUUCACUAGUGCUGCUCUCCAAAUCACAUUUCUUUGUUUCUGUAUCUUCUUGUCCUCUGUGUGCUUAUGGUAGACCCUUUGAUUCAUGUGGAGUAUAUGUGCAUUACCUCCCCCUGUUUAUUUCUGUUUCUUGAAAGUAAUCUGUCCGAAGACCUUAUGUGUAUUAUCUCACAAGGAUCUUUGUUAAUUCACUUGAUUGAAGUUUUGCAGUGA